Molecule: messenger RNA, 1664 nt
Organism: Drosophila suzukii
Lineage: Eukaryota; Metazoa; Arthropoda; Insecta; Diptera; Drosophilidae
Product: basic proline-rich protein
Source: RefSeq, a predicted model, not a curated record
UUGGGCAUCAUUCGAUUUCUGAUUUUGCAACGAAGACGUCGCAUCGGCAUCGGCUGGGAAAAAAGGCCCCCGUGGAAAAAUAAAACUCGUGUGCGGUUCCGUCUGCGAAACCGGUAAUAAUUCGAUUCGCUGAGUGGUUUUGUGUUUUAGGAAAACUCGGAAAAACCGCGUUUGCUUCGCAUCUUAGCAGAAAUGCGCUGUUUCCUGCCUCUGGUGGCCCUGCUCUUGGCGGCGGGCGUCCACGCGGAUGUCUCCCACCUGGACACGGAUCUCCAGGAGGAUGGCUAUCACUACAAGCAGCCGUCGGUGCCUUUUCCGCCUCCGGGCUCUGGAAAUGGCAUUGAGGAUUCGGGAAUAGGGUCAGGACCUGCUCCUUCGGCCCCGUCUCCAUCUUAUGGUCCUCCCCAGACACAACCACCUCGUCCACCACCACCGCAGCCCACUCCCACGGCUCCUGGUCCUUCCUACGGACCUCCUCAGACGCAGCCACCUCGUCCUCCACCACAGCCAACUCCCUCGGCUCCGGCUCCAUCGCCAUCCUAUGGACCACCGCAGACGCAACCACCACGUCCUCCACCGCAGCCCACUCCUUCGGCUCCAGCUCCGUCUCCAUCUUAUGGACCCCCGCAGACGCAGCCACCUCGUCCUCCACCGCAGCCCACUCCCUCGGCACCUGCUCCAUCCUAUGGACCUCCAAAGCCUCAGCCACCAUCCCCGCAGCCUGGACCGGAGUACCUGCCUCCAGAGCAGCCUAAGCCACGUCCCACUCCCUCGCGUCCGCAGCCGCCUUCACCACCACCACCACCGAGGCCACAGCCUACUCCAGGAUACGGUCCUCCACCACCAGCGCCGCCACCAAGACCUCAGCCAACUCCUGGCUAUGGACCCCCACCACCACCACCUCCGCCAAGGCCACAACCCACGCCAGGAUAUGGACCACCCCCACCACCACCUCCGCCAAGGCCACAGCCCACCCCAGGAUACGGACCACCACCACCUGGACCUUCUCCUCCAGCUCCACCACGCCCCCAGCCACCCAGUCCUCCAGCACCACGCCCACAGCCAGGAGCUGAGUACCUGCCGCCUCCUGGCGACAAUGAGGUGACCCCGGCUCAACCGCAGCCAACUGCUCCAGUGCCGGAAUACGGACCACCACCGUCGCCGCCUGCUCCACCAGCAGGACCCACCUAUCAGCCACGCCCACCGGCACCGCCAGCACCUACUUACCAGCCACGCCCACCAGCACCUGCACCACCAGCACCUGCCCCAGGACCCACUUAUCAGCCACGUCCACCAAGUCCUCCGGCACCACCUGCACCAACCUACCAGCCACGCCCUCCAGCACCACCAGCACCCGCCCCAGGACCCACCUAUCAACCACGGCCCCCAGCACCACCUGCACCUGCUCCAGGACCCACCUACCAGCCACGCCCACCAGCACCACCUGCUCCACCCACCCAGGAGUACGGACCACCGCCCACCAGUGGUGGCGAUGAGGCGGGUUCCCUGGGACCCGAUGGCUACAACUACAACAAGCCUGCCAGACCAUUUACCUUCUAGAAAAGUACUCAAAACCACUGUCCUGUGAGCCACCCUUGGACCCCCUGAAAACCCCAACCACUCAAAUAUUUUUCCAAAUAAAAACAAAUCUCAAAAAAGCCAAA